UCGAAUCGCGUGGUGGACGCCACGUCGUCGUCGUCGUCGUUCGGUUCUCGGUUUUCGCCGGUUUUCUACCCAAAAGUCACGAGUUUACGAGCUUAGUGGGUGGUGAUUCCACCCCCCAAUAGAAACGGCCUAUGCAAAUAUGUGCAUAACAUGCUGCAACAUAAAUUAAAUCCGCACAAGAUUCAAACUGAAGUCAAAAUAUUACAAUAAUUGGCCUGUUGUGGGUGUGACAUCUGUUGGUUGGCGGCACGUGUGUGUGAAUCCAAUUUCCGCUUUCCUCAGUUUUUCCGGUUUUUCUUUUGUAGCUCCAAAUUCGAUUUACGCCAAUUUUAAGUUCAGGCUAGGAAAUCAAUUAACUAAAGCUGCGCCAAAAAAAAAAAAAAAACACACGUCCGACGAAUCUAGCAAGGAUCAACAGCAAUUUAAUUAAACCACAACGAAUUCACUUGAUUGCAAAACAUGAAUUCGCAAAAAAGCAUCAGCAAAUGUUGUUGCUGUUAAAAUUCCUUACUUGCAUAAAAUAUGAUAUUCAUAAAUUUUUAACAUUGCCAUUUGCGUUAAUUAAACGAUGAGCAAUUCCAAUCACCGGACCCAGACAAGGCCACUCGCUUAAAAAUGCACACUCCCAAGUGCGUCCGUCGUCCGAGCAUGUCGCCGGCUCUUUCGCAGAAGGACUACGCAGGACUUGCCGGCUGCUCGGCACUCGCUUUUGUCCUGUACCUAAACACACUUAACGCUGGAUUUGUCUACGAUGACAGACGAGCCAUCUUGACCAAUGGAGACGUGACGGGAGCUCAUCCACUGGCUCAUCUUCUGCGUAACGACUUUUGGGGUACUCCCAUGGUGGACAGUGGAUCCCACGGCUCCUGGCGACCGCUGAGCGUGCUCAGCUUCCGGCUGAAUUUCCUGGCAAGCGGAAUCUCACCCAUGGGCUAUCACCUGGUCAACGUAAUACUACACUGUAUGGCCACAUUGCUGGUGUUCCUGGUGGGUCGAACACUUCUGCCUUCUUGGAUUGGAGUCUUGGCCGCCGGUGCUCUUUUCGCCGCCCAUCCCGCCCACACGGAGGCCGUUGCCGGGUUGGUGGGCAGAGCAGAUUUGGCUGCCUGUGUAUGCUACCUGUUCGCCUACCUCUCUUAUCGCCGGCACAUGCUGAAUCGAGAGUGGAGAUCCCUGAUUCUCACCAUUAUCCUUGCGCUGGCAGCACUUCUCUGCAAGGAAACGGCCAUCACGGCGCUGUUCCUGUGCGGGCUGUGCGACAUUAUAUCUGCAGUUGGACGGGAAAGUAGUGAUAAGCACCGCAUCCGAUCGCUUACCGUUUUGGGAUUUACCUUGUUGUGUGCCCUCUACUGUAGAUUGUGCCUUUUGCCACGCCCCACCACUGCCUUUUCGGCUGCCGACAAUCCAACCGCCCAUGAAUCUUGUUUCUGGACGAGGACUCUCACAUUCAUGUACCUGCCGGUGGCCAACUUUCGACUGCUUCUUUGGCCGCAGGAUCUAAGCUUCGAUUGGGGAAUGGAGGCCGUGCCUCGGAUUAGAACGCUUUGGGAUGUCCGAAAUGUCCAUAGUGUUGGUUUCUACGGAUCCUUGCUAGCUGUACUGUGGAAGAGCUUUGGAUUCCGACGCUCAGUCUCAUCGAUGGACUUUGCAGAGGUGGCGAACAUUUCCCUUCCGCUUUUGAGUCGAUUGGGUGGCAAUAGUUGCCACACUUGGCUGGGCCUCACCUGCGAUUGCCACCAUCAAAUAUCCGCUCCUAGCUAUCGUUCAACAUCAUCCACCUCCUCCUCCUCGAAAAGCGCCUCAUGGCCAGCUCAUAUCUUGGGCAUUGCCUUCCUGGUGUUGCCAUUCCUGCCCGCUAGCAAUCUGCUCUUCUACGUGGGAUUUGUAAUGGCCGAGAGAGUACUCUAUCUGCCGACUGUGGGCUAUUGCCUGCUCUUUGGACUUGGCUUUGGCAGUCUCUGGCAGAUGGUCAAUAGCUCCAGGCCAGCCAGGAUAAUGCUCCUCUGCGGAAUGGGGCUGCUUCUUGGAGUUCAUGGAUUGCGCACCUACAGACGCAACUUGGAUUGGCGAGAUGAGGAGCAGCUUUUCCGCAGUGCCAUUAAUAUUAAUCCACCAAAAGCUCUGGGCAACCUAGGCAGUGUAUUAAGCGCCCAAGGAAGAUAUGAGGAGGCGGAACUCGCUCUGAGGAUGGCCCUAGGACAUCGGCCCACCAUGGCUGAUGCUCACUUUAAUCUGGGCGUGGUACACCAAAAGCAACUCAACUUCAGUUCAGCUGUUCCAAGCUUUCGCCGGGCUAUCAGCUUGCGUCCCCAACUGGCAGUGGCCUAUUUGAAUCUGGGCACAUCUCUGAUCUCCCUGGGCGACCAUCGUCGAGAAGCCAUCUCUGUGCUGCGUACUGGAGCCCGUCUGGAGGGGAAUGGCGUUCGGGAUCGAGGGGCCCACGAGAAGGCCCGCUACACCUGCUACCUGCAACUGAGUGUCCUUCACCGCUCCGAGGGAAGACUUCAGGAAGCUGCAUCGAUGCUAAGGGAAUCCCUAAAAGCACUGACUGUGCUGCCUCAAAAGGAGAGGGCAGUGCUGCACUUGCGUCUCGGGGAAAUCCUUGCGGAGAUGGAAGAUUGGGAUGAGGCUGAACAUCAACAGAGAUUGGCCAUGCAAUUUCAACCGGAGCAGGGAGCGGCCUAUGUCACCUAUGGUCAGACACUGGCCAGAAAUGGCAGUCGCCUUGCUGAGGCAGAGUCCUGGUUCAAGAGAGCCCUGCAGCUGGCACCUCUGGAGGCCAGUUCUCAUCACCAUUAUGCUGACUUCCUGGAGCAGCAGGAGCGCCAUCAUGAAGCACUUACCCUUCGCUUGCGAGCCGCUGCUUUGGCACCCAAUGACUACACCCUGCAAUCCUGUGUGGCGGAUGCACUCCGUCUGCUUAACCGCCUGGCGGAAGCUGAACUGUGGUACCGAAAGGCUGUCACCCUGCAACCAAUGGCGGCCCAUGCCCAUGCCAACCUGGGAGCCAUCCUACAGAUGCGUGGCCUCCGUAAGGAAGCAACGGAAAGAUAUCACAAAGCCUUGGAACUGCAACCAGGACAUGCCAUCAGCAGGGCAAAUCUGGCCAAGAUGAAUCUUCACAAGGACGAAAAUGAAUGAGAAGCAAAAGAAUAUAAAUGUUGAGAGUGUAGGCUUAAACCAAUUGUAGAUAGAAGAGAAAUAUUACGAAAUGAUUGAUGGCAUGUCAAUAUAUUUUUUAAAAUAAAUAAUAAA
Messenger RNA from Drosophila eugracilis, 3255 nucleotides. RefSeq names its product protein O-mannosyl-transferase TMTC1 (gene Tmtc1). Gene Ontology annotation, biological process: protein O-linked glycosylation via mannose. Lineage: Eukaryota; Metazoa; Arthropoda; Insecta; Diptera; Drosophilidae. The record is from RefSeq and is a predicted model, not a curated record. Gene Ontology annotation, cellular component: endoplasmic reticulum membrane. Gene Ontology annotation, molecular function: mannosyltransferase activity; protein binding.